CUCUAAAAACAACUUACAUGCUUUAGCGGUUCCAUCCGAGGAAGGACUGAUGAGAAAAUAUUGUACUAAAUCAGCCAAAAACGUGAAAAAGGUCACGAUUAAACCUCAGCGAUUAAUUCAGGGAUCAAAUUGGACCUUAAAAAUGGGUUCCCGCCUCCCAUUUCUCCGCAUGAUGAGAGAGUGAAUGGAAUGAUAGUUGAAAUUGAAGAGAGAAGAGGAAAACGAAAAUGGUGCGACCGUCCUCCAAGAACAACAGCAACAACAGUACAGAAGCAGCAGACGUGAAAGAGCGAAAGAGAUUAAAGAAAUUGAGCUUCUCUAACCAUAUACUAUCCGACACUCCAAUCGACGCCCAGUCGCCUCUCCCUCCGUCGAAAACGGUGUUGAAACAUCACGGCAAAGAUAUUACAAGGAAAUGUCAGAGAAAAAACCGUUUCCUCUUUUCAUUUCCUGGUCUCCUUGCUCCUAUUGCCUCUGGUGGCAAGAUUGGCGAUCUCAAAAACUUGGGCACUAAAAACCCUAUUCUCUACCUCCAUUUUCCUCAGGGUCAAUUGAAGCUGUUUGGGACCAUUGUGUAUCCGAAGAACAGAUAUUUAUCAUUGCAGUUCUCUAGAGGUGGCAAGAAUGUUAUGUGUGAGGAUUAUUUCGAUACCAUGAUUGUGUUUUCUGAAGCAUGGUGGAUUGGAACAAAAGAAGAAAAUCCAGAAGAAGCUCGUCUUGAUUUUCCUAAGCAAUUUCUUGAGGUGCAGGGACGAGAAGUUGAAUAUGAUUUUAAGGGUGGGGCGGGUGCAGCAUCAGCAUUGAUAAAUAAGCAAGUUGCUCACAGAAGUGGUAUGAAAUAUGUAGAAGAAGAGUCCCCUGAUACUGAGCUUGAAAAUGACUUAUUGGAUGAAAAAAGCAAUUUGAAAGAUUUGAAGGAGACUACUCCUGUUCGGCAUUCUGAGAGAACUACUGGAAAAACAUUCAAGUUUGCAGAUGUUUCUUCUGAAGAAGAUGCUGUUGAGAGUGUUCCAGCUGACAUAGAUGUGAAAGAAGAAGGAGAAGAAGAAAAGAAGGUAAAAUCUAUUACUUCUUCUACCAUAGUCCUUGACUUUGAUGAUGAGGAUGCCACUCAAGGGAAUCAUUUUUCCUCACAAAACCACGCGUCUGCCAUGUCAGAGACCAAUUCUAGAAAGCUGUCUGAGUCUGCUGUCAUAGCAACAACAUCUAAAGAAGACUUGCACUCUAAUCGUGGUUCACUUGUUCAAGCUACCAUAUCUACUUUAUUUAAUAAAGCACAUGGAAAAAAGAAAGUAGAAGAAAAGAUUGAGCCAAGAAAUUCAAGGAAAUACCAAUCAUCAAAAGGUUUCUACUUAACUGUUGCUGGUCAGAAGUCGCCGCAUGCUGAUUUGAAAAGGAAGAAUGAUCAGGCUGGAGAACCUAUAAAAAGAGGAAAAGUGACUAGAGGCAAAAAAGCUGAGACAGGAAUUGAGGAAAAGAAGAAAGUAUAUGAGGUUGAUGAUGAAGACAUUGAGGAGUUCUCAAGCUCAACACAGGGCACUGAAGGAAGUGAUGAAGAUUGGGAAGCUUGAGAUUUGAGCUGGAGUGUUUUAAAAUACUAAUAGCUUCAACCUUGUAAGAUACCUGAAUCUCCGAAAGUGGAUCCUUUGUGGCGGGGGACAUGCUAGAAUACACCUAGCCUUUUGCUCCGGACAUCUAUCCAUGCAUGCUUGCUGAGCAAAUGACCUGAGAGCUGGUGUCUUAGUAUAAAAAAUUUGUUAGGUAAAGGGUUUUGCUUUGCCUUCACAAGUGUUUUCCAGUCAAUACGAUUAUUGUGAUCAUGUACUAAAUAAUUUCUUACUAGCUCUAGCUCUGGUAUUUGAUAGCUUAAAAUGUGUACAUUUUUUUAGGUAAUGGUUAGAUAAAACAACCAUGUAGAACAUCCCAGGUAUUCCUUUUUCUUAGUGAAAUUACAUGCAGGAUCUUUAAAACUUCACAAGUUAUGCCUGGUUUACACUUUACAGAAAAACUACCAUAUUUAUUGUGGUUCGGUUCAGGUAUUUCACGUUUGUACCUUCUUUAUUUGUAUUUUUUAAAAUUAAUUUAUGUUCCAUUAAAUUUAGAUUGAA
Messenger RNA from Ricinus communis (castor bean), 2108 nucleotides. Its product is annotated as DNA-binding protein RHL1. Gene Ontology annotation, biological process: DNA endoreduplication. The coding region runs from base 228 to 1571 and encodes 447 amino acids. Gene Ontology annotation, molecular function: DNA binding. The transcript has 12 exons. NCBI's taxonomy places the organism in Eukaryota, Viridiplantae, Streptophyta, Magnoliopsida, Malpighiales, Euphorbiaceae. The record is from RefSeq and is a predicted model, not a curated record.